Symbiodinium sp. CCMP2456 is the source of this 820-nucleotide messenger RNA. Lineage: Eukaryota; Dinophyceae; Suessiales; Symbiodiniaceae. The record is from the annotation of a GenBank genome assembly.
GAAAAUCAAGGAGGAGAGGCAGACGCGAGAAAAGCAGUUCGAGAAGUUCAAGGAGAAGUUCAAGGCGGACUUUCUGAAACAGAAGAAACAAUUCGAAGCGGAUAUGGACCGCCUGGACAAGGAGGCCGUACAGGUUGCAGAAUCCGGCGAGAUGGCUGCCAUACGCGUUCAGGCCAUUGUGAAUGGCACAGAACUUCCGGCCAUAGAAGCAAGUGCAACGAACGACGAUGGCUCCUGGGAGAGGCUGCUCCAAGAAGACGAAGAGGCCCCGGACACGGAGGCUUUCCAGGAAGCACUCAUGGCGGUCAGGCUGUUGAGGCAGCAGGGUGUGCUUCAUCCGAAGGCUCACUACAUGCAGAUCGACACAGACCGCGGCCAGGUACCACCACUGGUAAGAGUGAGCCAAGCAGCAGCGCCCUAUGUCAAUCCGGAUGGCGAUCGGCACCAACAGGGCGCGGACAAAGCGCCUUAUCUCACCUCGCCUUCCACGAGAUUAGGCGCGGCACUACCAGGAGGAGAAGCCGUCAAUCAUACUGUGAACCCAGUGCCUCCAGUGGUGGCACCCGAUCUUGGAGCACCUCCAGGCCUUACAGCCAAAGAGACGCGUGUCGAGACCCCUUCGCCGGGUCAACAGCAGCUGACAGCGAAACUGGAGGCAAAACGUCAGAGUACACGGUCUGCCUUGGCACCCUUCGGUCGAGCACUCUCGGAAGGAGUCGAGUCAGGGCAUGGCAGCUUGGGGAUAGUGGACGACGACCACGAGCCCCUCGAGCGCGAGGUGAGACAGGCGGACGGCCAAAGUCUACAGGACCUGGGCUGA